Westerdykella ornata is the source of this 4611-nucleotide messenger RNA. Its product is annotated as multidrug resistance-associated protein 1. Gene Ontology annotation, biological process: transmembrane transport. Gene Ontology annotation, molecular function: ATP hydrolysis activity; ABC-type transporter activity; ATP binding. NCBI's taxonomy places the organism in Eukaryota, Fungi, Ascomycota, Dothideomycetes, Pleosporales, Sporormiaceae. The coding region runs from base 1 to 4611 and encodes 1536 amino acids. The record is from RefSeq and is a predicted model, not a curated record. The transcript has 9 exons. Gene Ontology annotation, cellular component: membrane.
AUGCGUGAAUCGCAAAUCCCGCUGCAGCCUCUGACCCCGUUGACCCGCGGCUAUCUCGCAGCAUCGAGUGACAAUCGCCAGCCAUUAUGCGGUAACAGUGAAGGAUGGGGCCCACUGAGCCCUGACCGGUUCGAUUUCACACCAUGCUUCCUCGAUGUCUGGAUAGCUGUCGUGGCCGUGUUUGGCAUCGUCGGAGGCGUUGCUGCUUUGUGGUAUCUGUUCAACAAGUGUUCGAGUCAACCAGUCAAGAAGAAUUGGCAUUUCUACGCAAAGCUGGCCGCUAUUGAAGCCCUUGUCGUGACCGUCGCUUUGCAAGCCGCGCUUCAAAUUGAAUACUAUCCGGGCGUCUGGGCCGGCGAUUUCAGGUUCUGGACUACGAUCCUCACAAUACUCUCCCUUUCUGUCAUCUUCUACGUCCAAUAUACUGAGCACUGGAGAUCGAGGAACGCUAAUGGCGUUGUCCUCUUCUACUGGUUACUCUUCUUGAUCGCCGAAGGGGUCAAAUUGCGUUCGCUGGUGUCCCAGCAACUGCACCGCACCCAUGUAGCCUACUUCGUCGUUUUCACGGUCGGUGUAGGGCUGGCGGCCGUAGAGUUCCUCCUCGAGUGGCUGGUGCAGAAGCGGUUGAGUGACUACGACGCGCUUGGAGACGAUGACGAGUGCCCUUACGAGUAUGCAAACGUCUUCAGUGUAUUGACCUUUAGCUGGAUGACUCCGCUGAUGAAGCGCGGUUACAAAACCUUCCUUACUCAGGACGAUCUGUGGAACCUCAGAAAACGCGACACCACCAAGGCAACCGCUACCUCAUUCGAAAAAGCGUGGCGGCAAGAGGUGAAGAAGAAGCACCCGUCGCUAUGGCUAGCACUGUUUCGCGCGUUUGGUGGACCAUACAUCCGAGGAGGUGUCAUCAAAACCGCAAGCGACGUUCUCUACUUCGCUCAGCCCCAGUUGCUCAGGCUCUUAAUCAAGUUUGUGGCGUCGUACGACACCGACCACCCCCAACCCGUCGCGCGGGGUGCAGCCAUCGCUCUCUCCAUGUUCGCCGUCUCGGUUACACAGACGGCAUGUCUGCACCAGUACUUUCAACGUGCCUUCGAGACGGGAAUGCGAAUCAAAUCUGCGCUGACUGCGGCUAUCUAUGCCAAAGCUACCCGCCUCUCAAAUGAGGGGAGAGCAACCAAAUCGACCGGAGACAUUGUUAAUUACAUGGCUGUGGAUACGCAGCGUCUGCACGAUCUAGCCCAAUAUGGGCAACAGUUAUGGUCCGCUCCCUUCCAAAUCAUCCUUUGCAUGCUUUCCUUGUAUCAGUUGCUAGGAUACAGCAUGUUCGCUGGUGUCGGCGCCAUGAUCAUCAUGAUUCCGGUCAAUGGGUGGAUUGCGCGGUUCAUGAAGACGCUUCAGAAAGAGCAGAUGCAGAAUAAGGACGCAAGGACGAGACUUAUGACGGAAAUCUUGAACAACAUGAAGUCCAUCAAGCUAUACGCGUGGACGACUGCCUUCAUCAACAAGCUUAACCAUAUCCGCAACGACCAGGAACUGAGAACACUGCGAAAGAUCGGAGCCGCGCAGGCAUUCUCACAGUUCACGUGGUCCACGACCCCAUUUUUGGUAUCUUGCUCAACCUUUGCCGUCUUCGUCUUCACCCAGGACAAGCCAUUGACGACUGACAUCGUGUUUCCGGCUCUUACCCUGUUCAAUCUUCUAACGUUCCCGCUGGCGAUCCUCCCGAUGGUGAUUACUUCGAUAGUAGAAGCAAGCGUGGCAGUUGGCCGCAUCACCAGUUUUUUCCUCGCCGAGGAACUGCAGGACGAUGCGGUUCUUCGCGAGGACGGCGAUGUUGAAGUCGGUGAUGAAACUGUCCGUAUUCGUGAGGCCGCUUUCACUUGGAACAAAAACGAGGAGCGUCUGGCUCUGCAAGAUAUUAACUUUUCGGCACAUAAGGGAGAGUUGUGCUGUAUUGUGGGUCGCGUAGGCUCGGGCAAGUCCUCCCUACUGCAGGCAGUCCUUGGUGAUCUAUGGAAGAUCAGGGGCGAAGUCGUCGUACGGGGAAGGACUGCUUAUGUUCCACAACAGGCCUGGGUUAUGAAUGCCUCUGUGCGUGAGAACAUCGUCUUUGGCCAUCGAUGGGAUCCACAAUUCUACGAGAGGACUGUCAAGGCUUGCGCUCUCCGCGAUGAUUUUGCAUCUCUGCCUGAUGGCGAUCAAACGGAGGUGGGUGAACGCGGGAUCUCUCUAUCUGGGGGUCAAAAAGCUAGACUCACCCUCGCCAGAGCUGUUUAUGCUCGCGCUGAUGUCUACCUCCUCGAUGAUUGUUUAUCUGCAGUGGACCAGCAUGUUGGCCGCCAUUUGAUCGACAACGUGUUUGGCCCGAAAGGGAUAUUGGCUGGGAAAACGCGAAUCCUUGCCACCAAUUCUAUACCCGUCCUCAUGGAAGCUGACAUGAUAUCUCUCCUGCGAGAUGGUAGGAUCAUCGAGAGAGGCACUUACGGCCAACUCAUGGCCAUGAAGGGGGAGAUUGCAAAUCUUAUCAGAGCUUCACAGGCGGAAGAUCAGUCGGAAUCCGAGAGCAAGGCCUCCGAAAGCGUCAUGAGUGAUGAGGAAAACACCAUCUACGGCACCAGCCCAACUUCCGACGAAGGACAAAACCGUGAGGACGCUGAAGCCGCGCAAGAGAACAUUGCUCAGCUGGCACCCUUGACCGCAGGGAACGGGAGGGCCCGUAAUUCCAGCUUCCAUACGCUCCGCCGCGCGAGCACCGCCAGUUUCAAGGGGCCUCGCGGCAAGACGCUCGACGAAGAAGGCGGAUUGAAGAGCAAACAAACCAAGGAAUUCUCUGAGCAGGGUAAAGUAAAGUGGUCUGUCUACAAGGAGUAUGCGAAGACUAGCAAUCUGGCGGCCGUUGCCAUCUACCUUGCGCUCCUGAUCGGCGCCCAAACAGCAUCAGUUGGCGGCAGUGUGUGGCUCAAGAAGUGGUCGGACACCAAUCAGAAGUACGGGAGCAACCCUCAUGUCGGCAAGUUCAUCGGCGUGUACUUUGCCUUUGGUGUCGGAUCCGCUGCUCUCGUCGUUUUCCAGACGCUCAUACUGUGGAUCUUCUGUUCGAUCGAGGCAAGCAGAAAGCUCCAUGAGCGGAUGGCGUUUGCCAUCUUCCGCUCUCCAAUGAGCUUCUUUGAAACGACCCCCGCGGGACGCAUUCUCAACCGCUUUUCCAGUGACAUCUACAAGGUGGAUGAAGUCUUGGCCAGAACAUUCAACAUGUUAUUCGUCAAUUCUGCCAGAGCCUUUUUCACCCUGGCGAUUAUAUCUGCAAUGGCGCCGAUAUUUGUGACGCUCAUCAUACCCCUCGCUGCGCUCUACCUCUAUAUACAGAGAUACUACCUGAGGACAUCUAGAGAGUUGAAGCGUCUUGACAGUGUCAGUCGCAGCCCCAUCUAUGCUCAUUUCCAGGAGUCUCUGAGUGGCAUGAGCACAAUCCGUGCCUAUCGCCAGCAGAAGCGAUUUGAGCUGGAGAACGAGUGGCGCGUAGAUGCAAACUUGAGGGCGUAUUUCCCUUCGAUCAACGCGAACAGAUGGCUUGCAGUCCGACUGGAGUUCAUCGGCUCCGUCAUCAUCCUGGCAGCGGCAGGAUUUGCCAUCAUCUCGGUCACUAGCCGGAGCGGUUUGUCCGCUGGCUGGGUCGGCUUGGCCAUGUCCUACGCCCUCCAAAUUACACAGAGUCUGAACUGGAUUGUACGGCAGACGGUGGAAGUGGAAACGAACAUUGUCUCCGUGGAACGGGUCCUUGAAUACGCGGCGCUGCCCAGCGAAGCUCCUGAAAUCAUCUCCAAGAACAGACCGCCCAUAAGUUGGCCGUCCCAGGGCGCAGUGUCCUUCAACAACUACAGCGCUCGUUAUCGCCCGGGCCUCGACCUGGCUUUGAAGAACAUUAACCUCCAGAUCCAUGCCCACGAGAAGGUUGGUGUUGUUGGAAGAACUGGGGCUGGCAAAAGCUCCCUGACUUUGGCAUUAUUCCGAAUCAUCGAGCCAUCUGAAGGCUUCGUGAGCAUUGACAACCUAAACACUAGUACUAUCGGGCUGUUGGACCUUCGUAGACGCCUGGCCAUCAUCCCCCAAGAUGCGGCUUUGUUCGAGGGCAGUGUGCGGGACAAUUUGGAUCCUGGCCACAUUCACGACGACACCGAGUUAUGGAGCGCUUUAGACCAUGCACGACUGAAAGAUCACGUCGCUAGUAUGCCAGGGAAGCUGGAUGCUCGUGUGAAUGAAGGAGGUUCCAACCUGAGCGCUGGACAGAGGCAGCUCGUUUCGUUGGCGCGAGCACUUCUCGCGCCAAGCAACAUUCUGGUACUCGAUGAAGCAACUGCCGCCGUGGAUGUGGAGACAGACGCAAUGCUCCAGGCCACGUUAAGGAGUAGCAUGUUCCGUAACCGUACGAUCAUCACCAUUGCUCACAGGAUCAACACCAUUCUCGACUCGGACCGCAUCAUCGUGCUGGACCGCGGCACUGUUGCUGAGUUCGACACGCCGGCUGAACUGGUGCGCCAGAGGGGACUCUUCUACGAGUUGGUGAAGGAGGCAAACCUGCUGAACGCACUGGACGUUGCACAGUCAUGA